Molecule: messenger RNA, 1488 nt
Organism: Nymphalis io (European peacock)
Lineage: Eukaryota; Metazoa; Arthropoda; Insecta; Lepidoptera; Nymphalidae
Product: terminal uridylyltransferase Tailor-like
Exons: 3
Coding region: 199-1419 (406 amino acids)
Molecular function (GO): RNA uridylyltransferase activity
Source: RefSeq, a predicted model, not a curated record
ACUAAAAAUGUCAUUAGUGUAGCAUGAAACAUAAAUAUGAACUUUUGCUAAUCUUAUUUGUCAUUGGACGUAUAAAAUUAAAGAUUUUAACAAAACAAUAGCAUUACAAUAGGUUUCGACUUUCGAAUGAUCCUAAUAAAUAUUCAAAACAUCUAGUCACAACUGCAACUACUUGAAGUCGUGUUAAGAAUCUCUAAAAUGGAAACAAAUGACAGUGUAUAUGAUACAUCAAAUCUAUCAUUCGAGGGUGAUUUUGAUCAACAGGUUCAAGAAAUACUGCAAUAUGUAAGACUUACAAAGCAGGAAGUGGAAAAAUUGCAAAUAUUAUUGGACGAUUUACACACAGCUUUUAAUAAAGUUUGGAGAGGUUGCACAGUGAAUGGGUUUGGUUCAAUAGUCUCAGGGCUUGGGAUAAAAACAAGUGAUAUUGAUUGUUAUGUGCAGCUCCCAGGCUGGCUCAGUCCUCCAAAUGCAUCAUUUGUUAUGAAAGCUAAAAAUAUAUUGAGAAGACGUCAUUGGAUAUUCCAAAACUUGUGUGCAAUAACCAGUGCCAAAGUACCUAUUGUUAAGUUCUAUCAUGUUCCAACAGCAAGGUGCUGUGAUUUGAACUUCAGUAGCUCUGCUGGUGUGCGAAAUAGUCAGUUGAUUUCCUAUUUAUUAAACUUAGACAAGAGAAUAUUACCGUUGUCAAUUCUUAUAAAGUACUGGUCCAAGAUACAGAACCUGACUGGUGUUCAUUUAAUUCCGAGUUAUUGUCUGAUGCUGAUGGUAAUAUUUUACUUACAGCAAAAAAACAUUUUGCCCUCAAUAAUUAACUUGCAACUGAGUCAUGAUAAAUAUAUUAUUGAUAACUGGAAUACAGCAUUCAGUCGAAUUAAUCAUGUGAAUAAUAACAAAGAGACAUUAUAUGAAUUGCUCGGAGGAUUUUUUGAAUACUACAACACUUUUAAAUAUGCAAAAUAUAUUAUAUGCCCUUUCGUUGGUAAGCCAGUGGAAAGAGAUUGUUUCUUAAAACUUGAUACUGUCCCAGCAGAGUUUUCAAUUUAUAAAAUAAAUGUAGAAAAGGAUAGCCAAUGUAAGCCAAUAAGACUAGACACUCCUAUAUGUGUGCAAGACCCUUUCGAGCACAACAGAAACUGUGCUGUAGCUGUGCAUCCUAAAUUAGCACAAAAAAUUAUGACACAAUUUUGCAGAGGCGACGAUAUUUAUAAGUGCAACGAUGACCUAAGUUUUCUUAAGACAUUACUAAUAAGAACAGAUAAUUAUCCAGGCAUUAAAAAUAAAAAGAAACCUGCAAUAUCCAAUGGAAUCAAGAAACAAUACAAAAUCAAUCAGAACAUACGACAUAGUAUUAAAUAUAUUACACAAAAUAUAUUUGGUAAAUCUAAUAACAAACAUAAAGGAACAUCAGAUGUUUGAAGCGAAUCAAUUGUAAGCUAUACAUGCAGCUGUUUAUACCAAACAGUAUUUAUUAUCAUGAAUAUUCUU